Eriocheir sinensis (Chinese mitten crab) is the source of this 1928-nucleotide messenger RNA. Its product is annotated as Fanconi anemia core complex-associated protein 24-like. Gene Ontology annotation, biological process: interstrand cross-link repair. The record is from RefSeq and is a predicted model, not a curated record. The coding region runs from base 273 to 935 and encodes 220 amino acids. The transcript has 6 exons. Gene Ontology annotation, cellular component: Fanconi anaemia nuclear complex. NCBI's taxonomy places the organism in Eukaryota, Metazoa, Arthropoda, Malacostraca, Decapoda, Varunidae. Gene Ontology annotation, molecular function: chromatin binding.
UCCCUCCCCAUAAAACACCCACGAAGAAGAAUCUUUUUUUCCAUCUACUUGACAACCUUCGUGCCUCCGUACCCGUGUGGCAAGUGACCUUAAUUCCGUGGGCUAGAUAAAGCUUCCCUGGAUGGCGAGACAAACGGUAAGCCCCGCGUUGUGUCUAUAAUGAAUACUGGAUUGAAUGUCACACUCCCUCGGCCACUAUUACUCACGGCGGCAGGCGUCCACCCCUCACGGCAGGAACCUGUCAUCCGCCUCACCUGCGCCUUCCUCAGGCCAUGAAUAGCCCGGCUCAAGGACAGCUGAUAAUGGCCCUCCGCUGGCAAGGCACCCAACUGGCAUCACUGCUUCAGCCCCUUACCAAAGUUACCUACAGGGAUGAUCUCAGUACCAUUGACUUCAUGCCUUCCAAGGACACUGCCAUCAUCUUCAUCAGUGAGGUGGAUAUUCUCUCGGGUGGAGGCUAUCGGAGGCGUGUGGUCAAGUUCCGUCAAAGCGUCAACAUCAGCAGCAGUGCCAGCAGCGACGUCAGCACUGUUGAUGCCGAGCGCCUCAUGGUGAUGGUGCAGAACACGCCACUCACGAUGCAGCAUUUCAACGGCCUGCAGAAGUUCGUCAACAUUGAUCUUGGUUUAACUGUCAUCCCUGUCCAGUCACUAAAGGAUACCGCCACCCUUCUAUCCCGCAUGGUAAGAAGUGAGACCAAGAUCAAGUCCAACCCAUUCCGCAUAAAGCCCAGAGAACAGAGCAAUCCAGACCAACAACUCCUGGCCUCCCUCACCGCCACUGUGCCCGGGCUGGGGGGGCAGAAGGCACGGGCACUGCUCAAGCGCUUCGGCACCCUCCAUGCCCUGGCCCUGGCACCCCGAGAGGCACUGGAGGAGGUGGUGGGCAAGGCUGCAGGGGCGUCUGUGUUUGAGUUCUUUAAUGGUGUGGCGUGAGGGGGAGAGGGAAGGGGAAGAGGGAAGAGGAAAAUGGGUAGGGAAGAGGGGAAUGAAGUGUGCCAUGAUGGGAAGGGAAGGGAAGGGGAAAAGGGUGUAGGGGAGAGGGGAGUGAGUAAGGGAUAGGGAGAGGGGAGGAGUUAAAGAUGGCUAGGGAAGAGGGGAAUGAGGUAAGAGAUGGGAAAAUGGGGUAGGGAAGAGGAAACUGAGGUAAGGAAUGAGGGGAGAAAAGGAAGAAGAAAGAAAGAGAGGGCAAGGUCAAAAAAAUGGAAAAGAGGAAAAGAGAGAAAAGAAAGGGAAGGGGGAGAGGAAGAGGGUUAGAAAAGAAGGGAAUGAGGUAAGGGACGUACGGGGAAGAGGAAAAAAAAGAGGAAGGAAAAUGAUGAAAAAGGGAAGGGAAAAGAGGGAGUCAGAAGAGGAGAGAGAAGAGGGAAAAGGAAAAGAAAUGGGGAAGUGAAAAGGGAAAAAUGGUUUGGGGAAAGAUCCUGCACUACUACUACUACUACUACUAUUACUACUACUACUACUAUUACUACUACUUCUACUACUACUACUACUACUACUACUACUACUACUACAAUUACUACUACUUCUACUACUACUACUGCUACUACUACUGCCUCUCCCAACCUCUUUCUCAGCUUCUUAGUGUGGGUCAAGGGCCGCUCCCCCCUCCCCCCUCCCUCGUCCUUCACCACCAAGGAAAAAAACUCAAGGAAUUCGCCCAAGAUAAAAAUAAGGCUCAAGGAAUUUGCUUAAGAUAAAAAAGAUGCUCAAGGAAUUUGUAGAUUUUGGUAUGUGUUCUUAUCAUUUUCUUUAUUAUUAUUAUUAUUAUUAUUAUUAUUAUUAUUAUUAUUAUUAUUAUUAUCAUUAUUAUUAUCAUUAUUAUUAUUAUUAUUAUUUUUAUUAUUACAUUCUCAUUAUCAAAAUCAUCAUCCGGUCACAAAUACAAUCCAUGGCUGUUCAUUGUAAACGGACAAAUAUAUUUUUCUA